Messenger RNA from Erythranthe guttata (spotted monkey flower), 1314 nucleotides. NCBI's taxonomy places the organism in Eukaryota, Viridiplantae, Streptophyta, Magnoliopsida, Lamiales, Phrymaceae. The record is from RefSeq and is a predicted model, not a curated record.
UGUGUGUGUGUGUGUGUGUUUAUAGAGAGAGAGAGAGAGAGAGAUGGAGUAUCACACAAAUGAAGAACUUGGUUUCUUGGAAGAGUUGCUAGGUCUAAGAGAGAUGGAGUAUAACAAUAUUAACUACGGAGAUCAACAUUUCAACAACAACAAUGGCGGCUGGAGCCUCGACUACAAUUUCGCCGACGACAACAAUUUUCCGGCGCCGGCGUCCACAUUAACAAACACCACCGCCAACACUUGCUUCCAGGAUUACUCUCUGCCGCCGCCCCCUCUAAUCGAUGAUCACAAUCACCACCAUCAGAUCCUGAUGAAUAAUUGCUACACCCCGUUUGGGGAAGACCACAAAUCGCCGCCACCCGAUCAAUUCGCCGUAGUCGAUUCUUCUUCGCUCGACACCCAAACAGUAAUGCCGUACUGCCACGUGGAAGAUUACUACUCCAUGUCGUCCAUUCUUGGCGGCGAUGACGAAGACGGUGCCCUAUUCGGACUAAUUGACGAAGAAGCCGGGGCUCCGUUUUGCAAAGCCGAACCCGUACCCGAAAUGCCGGCUUUCAACAUGGGGUUUUGCGCACAGACGCAACAGAGUGAAACCACCAGAAAGAAUAAAGUGAAGAAACUGGGCGGGCAGCCGUCGAAAAACCUAAUGGCGGAGAGACGGCGGAGGAAGCGCCUCAACGACCGCCUCUCCAUGCUCCGAUCAGUUGUCCCCAAGAUAAGCAAGAUGGACAGAACAUCUAUACUAGGGGACACCAUAGAUUACAUGAAGGAGCUGCUAGAGAGGAUCAACAACUUGCAGCAAGAAAUGCAUUUGGGAUCAAAUCAAUUAAGCUUAAUGACUAUAUUUAAGGAUGUUAAACCUAAUGAAGUUCUUGUUAGAAAUUCACCCAAGUUUGAAGUGGAAAAGAGAAAGAAUGGAGAGAGAAGAAUAGAGAUGUGCUGUGGAGGGAAAGCAGGGUUAUUGGUAUCAACAGUUAACACAAUAGAAGCAUUAGGCCUUGAGAUUAAACAGUGUGUUAUCAGCUGCUUUCAUGAUUUUUCACUCCAAGCUUCUUGCUCUGAGGAAUUGAAGAAGAGGGGAAUUGUAGAUUCAGAAGACAUAAAACAGGCACUGCUGAGAAAUGCUGGAUAUGCUGGGAGGUGUCUCUAACAAUAUUUAUUAAUUAGUUGCAUCCAUUUUUAUUUAAUUAAUAUUUUUUUUAUUUCUUUUUUUUGUGUGGUUGAUUGGAUAGAUCCUGAAUCUGUGUAUUAUUGUUUAUCAAGGAGAUAUUUCAAGUACGAAUUUUGAUGAUUUCAACAUCAUCAUCAUUAUUA